Molecule: messenger RNA, 1191 nt
Organism: Jaminaea rosea
Lineage: Eukaryota; Fungi; Basidiomycota; Exobasidiomycetes; Microstromatales
Product: MT-A70-domain-containing protein
Exons: 4
Coding region: 1-1191 (396 amino acids)
Cellular component (GO): nucleus; RNA N6-methyladenosine methyltransferase complex
Molecular function (GO): mRNA m(6)A methyltransferase activity
Source: RefSeq, a predicted model, not a curated record
AUGGCCCUCGCCAAUGCCAAUGACGCUGAUGAGUGCGCGACGGCGGCCAUCUACUCUGAUAUCCUUGCCAAGCCCACUGCAAAGGAUCUGCUGCUAGCCAAGCUGUACAAACCACCUCACAACGCCCAUCAGCGCUUCUGCCAUCAUCUCACCCUCGAAGACUGCGAGCAAGCCCAGAUCAAGGGCGAAGGCACCUCUCAUCCCGCGCACUGCAGCGAUAUCCACUUUGAGAUCCUUCGCUUCCCGCAGACAGACGUGGCCUUCGGCCACUGCUCCUACCUAUCGGGGUGCCAUCGACUCCAAAUGUGCAAGUACAUGCAUUUCCUCCCUACGGUACACCCAUCUGCUCCUCCUUAUGAAUGGAAAUCGUCCAAUGCCAACUGGUCUCAACCACCACCAAAGGGGGACGCCAUCGCCCUUUCUGAGCUGGCUGUACAGCAUCCAAGCCAGGCGCUGAGCGCUGCUGGCCUCCAAUCCUGGCUUGUCCCCUCCUCGCCCACGUCUUCGCACCGUCAUCCAGCUCAACUCCUCAAUGCGGACCUCAAGCUCUUUGACCUCACCGUCCUGGGCAAGUUCGACGUAAUUGUCCAGGACUCGGCAUUCGACAUCCACAUGUCCCUCCCCUACGGCACAAUGACCGAUGCCGAUAUACGCGCUAUGCCCAUCGAGCAGCUCCAGGACGAAGGUUUCAUCUUCUUCUGGGUGACGGGGAGAGCGAUGGAGCUGGGUAGAGAAUUGCUGGAGCAUUGGGGUUAUGCUAGGGUGGACGAACUCGUCUGGAUCAAGACGGGCCAGACGCAGCGUCUCAUCCGCACCGGCCGUACUGGACACUGGCUCAACCACACCAAAGAGCACUGCCUCAUCGGCGCCAAGUCCCGCUCCUCUUCUUCCCCCAUCCCAGCUUGGGCCCACCUAGGCCUCGACUCUGACGUCCUCGUCUCCGAGGUGCGCGACACAUCGCGCAAGCCUGACGAAGUGUACGGUCUGAUCGAGAGGAUGUGCCCUGGAGGGAGGAAGCUGGAGUUGUUCGGCAGGAGGCAUAAUGCAAGGAGUGGGUGGUUAACCGUGGGCAAUCAGUUGAAGGAGGAUGUGAUACACGAACCGGAGCUCCAAGAGCGACUCGAUGCCUAUCGUGCUCGUGGGGGCAUGGGCGCGCCUGGCAACACACGAGCAGCCGGCCGAAGAGGAUGA